AUGUCAGACAAGAUUGAUAAUCUGCGUUGCUUCUCUCAACCGCUUAUCCAUUUAAAUGGGACAAACAACGUGACGCCAGUAUCACUGCCAACUCUCAGUUUAUUAAACGACUAUUCCCGAAACAGUGUUAACUUCGAUAAAGUUCAUCUUUCUCUUAGCGUAUUAAGAUUGGACCCUGCAGACCGCGCAGUAAUAAAAAUCGCAGAUGAACGUGAUGCAAUACAAAAGAAAGCCUUCACCAAUUGGGUUAAUCAACAUUUGGUUAAGCGUAAUUGUUGGGUUCAAGAUUUAUUUUUGGAUUUACGUAAUGGUUACUUACUAGUACGUUUAUUGGAGUGUUUAACGAAUGAAGUAUUGGGGCUUGAAUACAUUGAAAGUCGUGUCCAUUGGAUACAAAAUAUUCAACGUGUAUUAGAUUUUCUUCGAUAUCGUGGGAUUCGCAUAGUAAAUAUUCGUGCAGAUGAAAUCGUCGAUGGUAAUCCCAAGUUAACAUUAGGCCUUAUUUGGAUUAUAAUUUUACAUUUUCAAUUGGCGGAAUUGAUUGAAAAUCAGACAAAAUUACAAUCGGAUCUUCGUGUUAAUUUAUCCAUGGAUAAUGCGGCUAAACAAACAUUACUUAGUUGGUGUCGAGCAGUCACAGCAAAUUAUCCAGGUGUAUAUAUAAAAGACUUUACUGAAUCGUGGAAAGAUGGUCGCGCUUUCCUUGCCUUGAUUCAUCGUUAUAGACCGGAUUUAAUUGAUUUUCGUCAAGUUGAUCGUCAAUCUGCCCGUGAAAAUCUUGAUUUAACAUUUGACUUAGCUGAACGUGAACUUGAAGUUACUCGUUUAUUUGAUUCAGAUGAUAUUGCAAAAACAACUGAUGAACGAUCGAUUAUAACUUAUGUAGCCUCAAUUUAUGAUAAACUAGUAUGUAAUUCAUCAAAACAUUCAUUAUAUCCAGUACCAAUUGUACCACCUAUGCCUUCUUUAUAUCAUCAUGAUCAAAAUUCUACUAGUAGACCAAUUGAUUCAACUUUUCAACUUCUUAGUGCUUCUAAUCAACUUUCAGAUGAAUUAAAAUCACUUUGGUCAGAUUAUCGUAUUUUAGGUAGUGAUCUAAUACAAUGGUUACGAUCAACUACUGAUCGUAUGGCUAAUCGUCAUUUUCCAUCAGAUUUAAAAUCAAUGCAAGAACGUGUUAUGGAUGAAAUACGACGGCAUAGACGUGAUGAACGACCAAGAAGAGAAAGAGAACGUCAACAAUUAGUUCGUAUGUAUGAAGAAUUAAAGCCAUCUUUUGAACGUGGUUUACUACCAAUUGAUUUAUUCCUUCGAAUUGAACAAAUUCACCGAUUAUGGGAUGAAUAUGAUAUUGCUUUACAAGAACGUGAACUGGCUGCAAGGAAUGAGACUCAUCGUUUAGAUCGUUUACAAUGGGCUGGUAAUCGAGCUCUACGUGAUUGCAUUCAAGUCCAAGCACAGUUGACUGCCUUAGAACGGCGAGUUGUUGAGUUGAAAUCUGAACUACCUGGUCAGCAUAUAUUCGAUACUAAUAAUGAAAUAAGACGUUGGUGUGAUCAACUAACUCAAAUUGAAGCUAAAAUCAAUGGAUUAUUCAAUCAAGUACAACAUUUACGCACUGGACGAUAUAUGCAAACAGAACAAAUUUAUAGAAAUGUUUGUACAUUACACCAGAAAUUCUUAGAUCUUCAACGUUUAUAUCGAGAAUUUACAUCUUCUUCAACGGUAUUAUCACCACACAGUGUCGUCUCUAGUUCUGUUUGUUCAACAUCUAUGACCAUGUCGAGUCACUCUACAUUCACAUCUCUUAAAAAUGGUACCAUUUUGGGAAACACUCACCUUAUUCAAGGUAAAUUAAUUAGUCCAAUUGAACAAUGCUUACAAUGGAUUAUGGAACAUUCUCACACUGUACAAACUGCAUCCUAUGGAGCAAAUCGAAAAUCCGUAGAAGAAGCUACUAGGCGUCAUGAACAAUUUCAUCGAGAAGUGUUGAACUUUAAGAACGAAAUCGAUCGAUGCAAAGCUAAUCAACAAAAGCUUCCGACACGAUCAAAAGAAGAGAAACAAGUUCUUAAUGAAUCACUUCAAAUACUUGAACAAAAUUAUCAACAAUUAAUGGAAGCUUCAUUGAAACGUCGAAAUAUGUCGAAGUCAUUAUUGGAAUUUGUAGAACGUGCCCAUAAUGAAUUAAUUUGGCUAAGGGAACAUGAAUCAUUCGAGGUGACUCGAGAUUGGACUGAAAUUUAUCAUAAUGAACUAGAUCGUAUUCGAAUUGAUUUUCAAAAACUUAUGCAUGAGAUACAUGAAAAAGAAAUUGUCUACAGUGAACUCAGUGUAUUAGGCUCAUCUAUCCAAUUGGAAAAUUAUGAUGUAACUGAUCUUGUACAGACUUAUCUAAAUGCUUUGGAACGUCAUUGGGCUUGGUUAUUACAAUUAACUUAUUGUUUUGAAGCACAUAUUGAACAGAGUGCACGAUUUCAAAGUUUUUUCAAUGAUGUUGAACAAUGUGAAUUAUUACUAACUACAUCAUUAGAAGAAUUACGUUGUCUUUAUGAAUCAACGUUAAAUGCAACAACAACUGAACAAGGUGAAACUCUUCUCAAACAAUUACAAGAACUUCAUACUCGUGUAAUUGGUCAAGAGUCAUUUAUAUUUCAAUUAGUAGACAUAAGUCAAGAAAUUAUCCCACCAAUACCAAGUCACGUGGAUGCACGAGACAGUUCAACAACUUUGAUUGGUCGACGUAUACGUGUUCUAUGCUCAUUCCAACCGAAAGAUUAUUUCUCCGAUAAUCAAUCCUAUUCCGGUGAUGUAUCAAUCGUUAAUUCCGCUAAUACAAGUCAUUUAUCAAUUGCAAACGCAAGUAUUAGUAGUAUUAUAGAGCCAAUAUUUUGGCCAGUCGGCAACAAUACAGGUUAUUUUGAUAAAGGUGAUUUUUUCAUAAUAUUGGAAAAUCCAGAAAAUCAUAAGCUUCAGGUUCGUACAGCUAAUGGAUCUACACUAACUGUUCCCUUGACAUGUUUUCUGCCUUGUUGGCCUAGUAGCGAAGCGAUGGAUCGAGCUAAACGUAUUAUUACAACUUUACAACAUUUUAAAACAUGUUGGUCUGAAUUGAAUUUACGAAUACAUGGACAUUUAUUAACUGUAACAAUGUCUAAAUUUAUUGAUGGUACACCUCUUCAGUAUAAUAUUCCACAACAAAUGGAUAUACGAAAAGUAAUUUAUCGUGAUGCUGAACGUUAUUGUUUAGAAUUGCAACUAGCUAAUGUACCAGAGACAGAAGUGGAGAAAUUUAAGCAACGUUUUCUAGAUUUUCAAAAUAGUUGCAUUAAACAGGUGAAUGGUGUUCAAACUACUGAUGACAAGACUGGUAAUGAAGGUUUAUUGACCAAAUCAUCAGAAAUUUAUUCAAUUAUCGAUGAACUGAGAACAGUGUUGAGUACGUUGACAGUACGUCUUAGGGAGUCGAAUUCAAUACCCUUACCAGGUAGAUCAAUAGAUAUGGAAGUUCGUAUUAAAGAUCACAAGGAAUGGUCUCAUGCUUUAGCUCGUGUUCGUGCUCAAUGUACAGGAUUAGAAGAACAUAUCAAUAGUCAGUUACAGUCACGAUCAUUGAAUGAACAAGAUACACUGUUGAGUACAAGUCUUUAUGCUCUACAUAGAGCAGCUAGUGAACUAGCACUAACUGGUCAUGAAUUUUCUUGUCGAUUAGCUGAUGCUGACGCAUGGAUCGCCCGUUUAGAACAAACUGAUCAAAUAUUAACGGAUUGUGAAUUAUGUCUACUAGGUUGUGCAGUACGUGUACAUGGUCUAUUACAACUUGAUGAUUUGAAUAGUUCAACUGAUCCAGAUGGUCUUCGUGUUACAGUGGUGGAAAGAGCUCAUCGAGAUUUAAAGUCGGUAGCUGAGCGUCUUCCUCAAAUUCGAACUGAUCUAGAUUUACUUAGUCAACAAUUAACUAGAUUUAUGGUUUCCAAUGAGGCAUUUAAUGAAACACUCCAGUAUGAUACUGCUAACUUAUGUGAAAAUUCAAACCUGUUAAAGAUGCAUUUAUCACCUUGUACUGAUAAUCAUUAUUUAGAAUCAAAUCUUGCUUGUUCUGAACAUCGUCUAGCUGAAGCAACUAAAGAAGUUGAACAAGAACUCAAAUCAUUUGGUGAAUCACUGAUCUGUUUCUCAAACUAUCAAAAGUUAUCCAGUCAACUUAUUGUGUGGUCAAAUGAAUUCUCUUCUCGUAUGCGAUUAUUUGGUGAAAUGACUCAGUCUUUAGGAUUAAAAUCAUCCGAUACAAAUAUGAUUACUGUACAAAACCCUAGUUUAUUAAAAGAAAUUCUUAAACAGUCUGAUGAUUUACUAACAGAUUUGCAAGUUAAUUCAGAUGUUAUGGAACAAUUGAAUAAAGAAGUAGCUCAUUUAAUAUCUUCAUUAACUAAUUAUGCGCAACAUACUCAAAAUUAUCGUGAAUUAGUUGAGAGUGUGUUUCAGAAAGCUGGUGGUUCACGAGAUUAUCAAUGGUCACCAGGAUAUGGUUUAUUCGAUAUGGGUAGAGUAUUACAAACAACUGAUCAGCUGAAUGAACAAUUUAAUACACAUUCUCGUCGUAUAUAUGAUAUAGUGAAUUGUUUAAAUCGGCUUCUGCGAUCCGAAGAACCUAUCUCUAUGAAUUUAUCUGGUCCAAUUUUUGUAAAGCCUUAUCGUGAACUCUACGUAGGCAAAUGGCCAAAUGAAUUAAACAAUUGUUUAAAGGAAACUCAAUCGUCUUUUUCUCCCUUGGUAUCACGAUCAAAGUAUCAAGAAAAUGGAAAAGACCACACAUUACCAUUAAAAGUUGCAAAUAAUUCAAAAGAUAAAAACCAUUCAGAUUUAUCGUAUUUUAAUCAACUAAUCGGGGAAAAGGGACUCAAAUAUAGUGUAUAUCUUAAUGAUGUGCGAAGUCAACCGGUGUGUUUACUCCCAACUGGUUGGGAAGCAGCUACAUUGACUACAAUAUCCAAAGCACGUGAAUUAUAUGGACCAAAAAUUUUUCCAACUACUGGUGCAUGGUUUGUGACUAAUUUAGCUGGUGAGAAUGAAACAUAUGGACUCGGUGAAACUAUUUGCUUAGGAGAUGCACUACGAUGUGGAUUAAUUGAUUUAGUUGGGCAUAACUGUCAUCAAAAUCGAAGUUCACUUGCCAUUUCCUGGUCUGAAGCUAUUGAUCGUGGCUGGUUAACUGCCUAUACUAUUCAGGCUUUAAAUAGAAAUAUAAAAAUUGGUGAUUAUAGUGCAUCUGUAACAGAUUUUCUGACUAGUCCUUCGCGUAACCCUGUCGAUCGUCAUAUCGACCCAAAGACUGGUGUAGUCAUGCCAUAUGGCAAAAAAAUUAUUGAUUUAUACUCAGAUGGAUUCAUAAAUGAGGCAGAUUUUCAUCAUUUAGCUUCUAUUCUAUCUAGUGGCAUGUGUGUAGAAUUUCGAGAUUGUCACUUGACAUGGUAUGAAGCUUUAAGCAUUGGUCAAGCAGAUAUAUCUUGGAAACCUUGUCUAUCUGAUUGGUUAGCUGCUGGUGCGUACAAUCCAAAUACACGACGUUUACGUGUCAGUUUACUAAAGUCUGGAAAAGUUAAUAGCAAAAGUAAAGCCUCGAAUAAUUCAUUAGUGUUUACUGAAAAUGAGUUAACAAUCAGAGAUGCAAUUAAAAAUGGACUUUUAGACAAUACUGUCCCAGAAGUCAUUCUACCUGUUGAAAACCAGGUGGGUGACUACCAUGCUACCUCUUAUAGACGUGUCAGUCUGUCUGAAGCUGUUCAAAUAGGUCUUGUUGAUGAUGUAUCUGGUUAUUGGCUCGGAUCAAGUUCAUCUUCUAGUCGAACGAAGGUUGGUGUGGAAGUGGCUCAAGCUGCUGGCUUAUUAACUAAAGCUCCUUGUCUAGCUGAAAUUGUUUUAUCUGGUCUAAUAUCGUUUACUGCUCCGAACAUGAGUGAAAAACAUCCUAGAAACAAUGUGGGUAUUCUUGAUGCCCACACUGGUCAAUACGUAUUGUUUCCAGAAGCAAUUAAACGUGGAAUGAUAGUUGGAAAUCAACCAGCCAUAAUUCUUAUGCAAUCCCAUCCCAAUCAAGUAUUGACUUUAAUCGAAGCUCUGAAUACAAACUUAAUCACUCCGUCCGGAUUUAUAAUUUUGGAAAAUAAACCUAUGAAUUUGUGGGAUGCAGUUAACAAUAAUUAUAUUCGACUUAUAUAUACUAAAUCGUAUCCGCCGCCUGUAGGUUUAUUACUGGCUGCUAAGGAAUCAAAUCAGACGCAUUGUCAACAUCCUAUAUUACAAGCUAUUCUUACAGGACUAAUUGAUUCAUCGAAAGAGGAGAUUAUUCUUUCUAGCACAGACCCACGUCAACACGGUACAAGCUCUUCGCAACAACGUAUCUCUUUAAGAAAAUCAGCUAAGCAUUCAGGAUUGUGUGACUUACACUCUAUACAGUUAUUAACUCAUGGAUGUGGAUUAUUCAAUGAAGAUGGUCGUGAGCUAACUGGUUUGGAAGCACUUAACUCUGGUUGGUUAAAACCAUGUGAAGAUUUUCAAUUAGGUUCAACUAUAACAUAUGGACAAAUAACAGAUCCUGUUAGUGGGUCGUCUAUAAUAUUGUCGCCAAAUAUGAAGACAAUGAAAAAUAUUGAUAUAUCACCAGUUGGGGCUCAAUUACUGUUAGGCUUAUCUAUCAAUCGUCCUUCUUUGGCUUAUUUAAUUAAUCAACGUUUUAUAACACGUUUAGCAUGGCUUGGUCCAGGUUUACAUAAUGAUAAUUUAAUAAAUAAAACACUGAAUGAUUCAUGGUUCACACAUAGCUGUCGGUCUGAUGAUAUAUUAGCUGUUAUAGAUCCAAUUAGUAGACGUAAGAUCACACAAUCAGAAGCGAUUCGCCGUCAUCUACUGGACAUGGAGACUGGUACAUUUCGAGAUCCUGUUCAUAAUCAAAUCUAUCCAAUUAGUGAAGCAAUAGAAAAAGGACAUAUUUUAGUGAAAGAAAAAUCUCUUAUGGGUAACACGUCAUCCGUACCUCACUCACUUCAUUCAGAAGUAAAUGAAUCAGUCGAAAUGGUUUCUGUCAAGGAGACUCGUCUAUAUAAGAUUUUAAAUGUUCUGGACCCUCGUACCGGCACUCGGAUUGAUCCAAACGAAGCUGCUAAGAAAGGUCUUAUCAAUUUGGAAUCUUUCACAUACCAUGGGGUACAACCAAGUAUUCCAAUUGAAUCAGCACAACAAUUAGGUUAUAUAUCAAUUUACGGCAAUAAUUAUGAAGCCUCUCAUGAUAGUCUUAUGGUAGAUUCUACAGAUAAGUUAUCAUAUACUUUAGCUCAAUUAUUUAAUAAUGGUCAACUAGUUAAACAGUCCGGAUCGAAAUGUGUUAUCAAAGUCCCAGGAUACACAGAUCCAAUGUCUUUAAAUGCAGCUAUUACAUUGGGUUUAGUUAAUGUUGAACAUUCAAUAGUGAAAGAAUUUAACACAGAAAAAUUGUAUUCAUUGGAUAAAGCUAUUUUAGUUGGUUUAAUAAAUGAUCAUAAAGGUCUUUUAUUGUAUAAAAAUAAAUGGAUUCCAUUGACUGAUGCUAUAAAUCGAGGUUUGAUAGCUGAUAAAAAAUUACCAACAGAAAUACCGACUUUUGAAGAAGCUCUCGAGAAAGGAUUAAUUGAUCCAGCCUCAAAUACUUUUCAUCAAUCAGACAACAAUAGUAAUUCUAAUCGGUCGUAUUCUAUAAAUGUUCAUGAUGCUAUUAAACAAGGAUUAUUGAAACCUCCGGCUACUGAAACUUUUGGAAAUCUCAAUAGUUUACCAAAUAAAGGAUAUACUCAUAGUAUGGAUUCCUUAUUAGCUAUUAAAAGACGAAGUGCAAAAGAUUCCAAUUAUACUGCUGAACUACGCAAUAACACAUUACCUCCUAUCAUACCAUCUGGCCAUUUAUUAAGUAAUGGAAACGAUUUUAUUGCUAACAGUGGUCGUACUGAAUCAAAAUUGAUCAAAUUCUUAGAUUGUCAUGGUGUUGGACGACUACGUGGUAAAUCAUCUCAUUGUAAUUUACGCUCAAAAUCUACAGUAAACGAUGGAGAUGAAUAUACUAUUCGUAAAAAACCUAGAGUAAAAAGUUGUGAUAUACCUAAACUGAAAGAACGUAACUGUGUACUUUAUGCUUUCUAUUACGUACAUGAUGAUGUACGUGUUGAAGCCUCUAUCACCGAUACAAUGGUUCGUGAAGGUCGUGUUGACGUGCAUAGAAAAACUAUUUGUGAUCCAAUCAGUGGACAAUUCUACCCUAUUCCAGAAGCAUUAACAAAAGGUUUUGUUUUCGGCAUUGUUUUUACUCAAGCUGAACAACAUUCGGAAAAUGAUCAGCGAACAUCUAAUUUUUUAUAUUGGUUGGAAGUAUUUCAUUAUCGCCAUGAUAUAUAUCGCUUAGAAAGAGUGUUUGAUCCUUAUUUGAAUAGUUUAGUUUCAGUAUCUGAUGCAAUUGGGACUGGUAUUAUUGAUCCUAUCCAUUGUUCAUAUACUCAUCCGGUAAGCGGAAAUUUAUAUUCAAUCGAAGAAGCUUUGUAUCAAGGUUGGAUACAAGCAUUGCCUGUUGGUAAUCCACCACCAUUUGAUUUAAUCGGCAGUUCAUUUGAUCACGUUCAUGUACGUACAGUUGAAGAAACUACCACUUUUACAAGAUCUGUACAUACUAUACUUCGUAGUAAACAACUUCAAAAUAAUAUAAAUAAAGAAAUCUGUUCACCUGAUCAAAAAUCUAUGCAUAUUUCACCACAGACGACAUUAAAUGUACAACGUCAAAUACAAUGUAAAACACCACCAAGUUAUCGACCUAAUCAUCGGAUACUGACAGAUUCUUCUAUUAGAUAUAAACUGAAAUCAGACAAUCAGAUUACACCAUCUGAAAUUAAUCACAAUAUAAAAAGUGAGAAAUCUGAAGUUUCGACAUAUUCACAUCCUAAUGAACAACACUAUAGUGAUCGUAAACAAGAGGUGAAUAAAACUGCUAAGAAUACACAUUUUAGGAAUUCUUUAGGUUUACCGCUGAAAUCACCAGUUCAUCCUCUUCAACCUGUCCGUCUAGUCGACAGUACUACACUACCAGCUAUUAGUUUAUCAUUAGUAAGAUAUCAGUAUCCUGAUCCUACACCUAAAAUUACUUCAAAUUCAUCGGCAAAAUAUACACCACGGUAUAUUCUUCUUGAAACUGCUUUUCAAAGAGGAUGGAUAGAUACUGAACACGGUUUACUAAGAACACAAUGUGGAAGAACUAGUACAGUUAAUUUAUUAGAAGCUGUAGAAAAAGCGUUAAUUGAUCCUAAUCAAUUGCUUGUAUGUGUUCAGCACUAUAAUGAAGAUAAUUUGAAAGAACAUCCCGUGUACGGUGAUCAAGAAAUACCUAUUUAUUAUAGUUUAGCAACUAUACUUGAUACAGCAACAUUGAUAAUGCAAACAGAAACGACAGAGUCUUUACAUGAACACUGGAGAUCAAAUCUCUUGAAACUACUAAUUAGAACAGGAAUAUGUUCACCAGGUGUUCAAGGGAGAAUGAACGUCAGAAUCGAAAAACGAUUAAGCGAAAGCGAUAAAGAGAUCAUUCGAAAAAAUGUGUUACAGAAAAACAUAAUAUGGCGAAAUGAAAAUGAAAAAACUGGACAGUAUGAAACAAGUAAAAAGAUCAAAUUAUCGGACAGCAAACAAACAAUGAAUAUAAACAUCGGAAACAAUGAGAGGACGAACGAAAAUACAAAAGAAAAAACACGUCCAAUAACAGUAAAAAUUGAAACAGGCAUGACAUAUCAUAAAAUAUUUCAAACAAAACAAAACCAAAAAUAUAAAAAAUACGAACCAGAUAUACAAUAUACAGAAAAUAUCGAAACAAACGAAACAAAAUAUAAACACACACACCGUGAAUUCCCGCACGAAACACAUACACAAGUAAUAACAGUAGGAUCGACGAGCGUAUCCGAGUUGUUGUCGGACAUGACAGAGAGACGAGGUGUGGACAGUGGUUUGGAUUCGGACAUGCUGUCGUCAGAUGGUGUUAGGUAUGGAGAAGUGUCUGUUGUGCCUGACCAGCGUGGACUUCAGUUACGUGAGGCGAUUGAAGCGGGUCUUGUUGACACAAAGUCUGGACUAGUUCGUGAUCCGUCUAGUGGCGAGGUGUUGACGUUGUCACAGGCUGUGAACAGUGGUCUUAUAUCGGGUGAGCGGUCGUUGGUUCGCGAUCCUAGUUCCGGACGUCUCGAGAGUCUUGGUAGAAUGAUGUUGACAGGUUUGUUGGCGCCUGUAGGUUUGAUUGCUCUGGCGAUGGAGUCGACGUCCUCGAGACCAGGAGAUGUGGUGUGUGAGUUGACGAGUGCUUCGGAGCCAGUUGUAGAUGUUGGUGUGGGCAGGUUGUCUGAGUUGAGAUCUGUCAGUGGCACGGGUGAUUCAUUGUGUGUGGAUGAGGUUGGUGCAAGUGUGGCGGACUUGAAGAGCGAUCAACUGGAAUCAGUUUCUCGCUCAUCGGAUAUGUUUGUUACAGAUCUGAGAUUAAGUGAUACUGAUACAACUUCGUUUGAUUAUCCUCUCUCGUGGAAAUAUGGUUCCACUUCUGCUUGUUUGGUUUCUGAUCGUGAUACUAAUGAGAUUUAUUAUUAUUCUGCAGAAUCAGAAACUACAAGAAAGCUUAUAUCUCAGCUUUCCACUGCUUUGGACGAAGAAACAUCAUGGAUAACUGGUUUAGAAUUAAAACUUUUACAAAUGGGGAAUUUGACUUUAGACGAUAAUUUAAACCGCCACCUCCUGGAUGAUCACCAAGAAAUUUUAAAUAAAAUUCGUACUCGUCAAUCUUCAAGUCGAUCUGUAUUAUUUCAAGCUGAACAAGCUAUUGAAACUUUACGUCAUACUAACCAACCAGAAUCUAUCUGGAAACAAUUAGAAGUAAAAUGUCAAGAACUGCGAACACGUUUAGAAGAUCUACAAACUGAAGCUGAGGGUCGAGUUCGAAUUUUACUUCAUAGUUUAGAUUCAUUAGAACAUCUUACUUAUAAAUUACAAAGUCUUCGUAAUCUAUUAGAAAACCUAGAUUCUGUUUUACUUGUUAACACACCAUCCGUAAAUACUACUACUACAAUUGGAGAAAAUCAACUGUCAAAUAAACUAAAUACAAUUAAUCAUCCAGAUGAAAUAGAUUCAUGUAUUUUACGAAUAAAAGCAGCUUUAAGUGAAUCAAAUUCAUCGCAUAAUAACGUUAUUAGUACAUUGCCAAGUGUAAAACAAAAAUUCAUCGCAUCUGUUAAUCGUUACGCUGAUAGUAAGAAAACAUAUAAUAUCAAAUUGAAUCAUUUCACUGGCUUAAAUUGUAAACAAUAUGAAGAUAAAAUUCAAAGAAAUAAUAUAGAAUUAGAAGAUAGGAUAGAAUAUACAGUAAAAGAAGCAAAUAAUCGUCUUUUACAUUUAAUUGGUCGUUUAGAAAUUCAAUCAACAUAUCUUACAGAAAUUAAUAUUCUAUAUAAACAAUAUGAAAAACAUUUAUCUGAAUCAAUUCAUCAAUUAGAUAAAACUAAAUUACAAUUGAAUAUAAUACAAAAAAGUCUUCUUCGAUCUGAUGAAUUAAAUAUUUUAACAAUGAAUAAAAUUAAAAAACUUAGUCAAGAACGAUUAACUAAAUUAUAUACAUUACAAGGUGAUCUUAAUAAAACUGAAAAUGAUCUAAAAAAUCUGAAAUCUGUUGAAUUAGAUUUAAUUGAAAAGAAAUUUACUGAAGCUAAUCUAAUUACAAAUAAUUCAAUGAAUGCAAUGAAUCAACCAUUAGAUAAUGCUUUAAAUUAUCAAAAACAAUUAAUUGAUCAAUGUGAAAAAUUACAAAAACAAUUUAUGAAAUAUUUAUUAACCAAUCAAACAACACAAGAAUGUUUAAAUGAAUUUUUAAAUCAAACAAAUCGAAUUGGUGAUCAAUUAUCUAAUGAUUAUAUUGAUCAUAAAAUGGAUGAGAUUAAAAAACAAUCAAUUGAAUUUCCUUUAGAUAUGAAUAAAUUAAAUGAAAUUUUAGCACAAAUCAAUUCUAUCCAAUCAGCUUCACAAACAUUAAGAAAUCGUUUAAAUCAAACAAUAGAACAAAUUAAAACAAUUGAUCCUAAUAAAUUACGAUUAACACAAUCCGAAUUGAAACAAACUGAUAUUUUAGAUAAUCGACUUGAAACUUUGAAGGAUGAUGUUAUUUCACGAAUUUCACAAUUGGAUACAUUACAAAAUCAGUUGACACAGUAUGAUAGUGAUAUUAAUGAAUUUAAUAUAUGGCUUGAUGAAGUUGGAAAUCAGUUAAAUUGUCAAACAACUGCUCAUCUACCAGAAAACUAUUUGAAGCAUAAACUUCAGUCAAUUAAAAUGCUUAUACCAAAUCGUCAACUACAGUUAGAUAAUAUACAACAAUCUAUUAAUGCUUUAUUAACUAAACUUCCUGAAAGUGAUGAUCAUGGUAAAUUGAUGAAAGAAAAUAUGAAUAAAUUGAAUAAUCGUUGGUCACAAUUACUUCAUUUAAUAAAUACACGUGAAGAUGAUUUAAAAGCAAGAGAGUCAUUUAAUAAUUCCUAUGCACAAGCACGUAAUCAAGUGCAAGAAAUGUUGUUAACUGCCGAUGGACGUUUAACUACUUUAUCAUCACCUAUCACUUUAAAUUUGAAUUCGGUAAAACAACAAAUGGACAAAUUAAAUGAAUUAUAUUCACUCCGAGAGACAAUCAAACAACAUUUAGAUGAAGUGGACCAAUUAGGUUCUGCUUAUGAUACUUUAUUACAUACAUCAAGUGGAAUUGAUAAGAAUUUCGGACGUGGAACAACUUCAUCAAGUGAUGCUCAUAUUUCUGCUUCUUCAGCAGUACCACGUGUAUCCACUUCUGCUGCCUAUAAACAAUCAAAAGACAAUAAAUUAAUGAAUGUAUUAAGUCCAAUGGCUAGCAGUGGAUCAAGUGGCAUCUCCAGUGCCGAUCCUAUGUGUAAUCUACAUGAAAUUAAUGAAGUCAAUCGUGAAUUAGAUGAACUACACGAACGUUAUGAUCAAUUAGGUAAUUGUUUAAAUGAACGCCGAAAUGAAUUUAAAUCUUUGAUAAUAAAUUUAAAUAAUUUUGAAGAGAAACGUUUAGAAUUAAUAAAUUGGCUUGGUGAUUAUGUAAAAACAGUGAAUAAUGUUAAUAGAAAUAUUUCUACUGUACAAUCUGUAAAUCAAGCUGUUAAUGAAUUAAAAAAUUAUCGUACUCAGUUCAAUGAACAAAUACCAAAACUUGAAAUUGUUCGUCAAAGUUUUACACAAGUUUUACACAAUCGUGAUCAUAUGCCAGGUGCUGUAGAAUUAAGAAAUUCAAUGCAUUCUCUUGAACAACAGUGGAAUGAAGCAGUUGUAUUAAAUGAUAAAUCACAGCAAGAUUUAAACAAGUUACAACAUGAUUUAAACGAAUUCCAUAAACUUGAUAUUGAUCUCACACGAAAACUACAACAAAAAGCGAAUCGAAUACACAAUGUACAUGACAAAUGCCUUGCAGAUAAUACCAUGGGAAGUGAAAGUCAUCUGAAUCAAAUUUCAACACUUCGUCAAGAAUUGGACAGUGUUGUUCCAGAAUUAAAUAAAUUUAAUCAUUUAGUACAAAAUUUCAAAAAUUUAAUUCCUGAAUCUUUAAUAAAUCAAUUAGACUUCAAUUCUACAAAUGAACGUGUUCGAAAUGAUUUCAAUCAAUUAGUAAACGAAUUGUCAAAAUGGGAAAGUGAAACAAUGAGUAAAAUUGAACCUAAAACUAAUUAUGAACAAUUAGUGCAACAAUUAGAUUCACAAUUGAAAACAAUUAAAACAAAAAUGGAGUGCAGUCCAGUGAAAGAACCUAUUGAGAAAACAAAUAAUUUGAAUGAGAUAAAUAAGAAAAUUGAAGAAAUAAAACCAGUUUUAGAAAAAGCUGAACAAUUAUGUACACAGUUAUGUGAACAUUCUAUAAAUCCAACAGAUCAGUGUAAUAUGAAAGCGAAACUUUUAGACCUUCAACAUUCAUAUGAUCAAUUAAUAAAUGAAUAUCAUAAACGUGAAAAUGGGAAGACUGAACAUUCACCAUCAUUGCCCAGCAAAUCUGAAUUGAGUCCAAUAAAUAAACUAGAUGAAUUAAAUCAAUGGUUAUCGGUGAAGAAUAAACAAUUACAGAAUAUAUCUCAUGAUCUGUUAAGUUCCAGUGUAUCACAUACAAAUAUACCAGAGACAAAGCAAAUUGAAAGUGAUUUACAAAACUUAGAAUCUAUGUCAGAAGAAUUAAAAGUUAAACAAAGAGAAUUACAAGAUUUAAAAGAAAAUAAUAAGUUAAAUUCAUCGUCACUUCCAAUGGAUUCUAAAACUAUAGAUUUAUGCAUAAAUCAAAUGAAUUUAUUACAAAACGCUGUGACAGCACAACAGCACCAAUUAAAAUCAAGAACCAAUAAAGAAUUUCUCUUAUCUGACCAGUUGGAACAAUUAGAAGCAUGGAUAACGAAUGAAGCAAUUCAAUUACUUAAUGAACCUAUAGCAAUAAAUGGGGAGUAUUUAGAUGAAAAACCGAUUCCGCUAACAAAUCAACAACAAACAUUACAAAAUCGUAUACAAUCUAUUUAUAAUAAACAGAAAGAAUUAAAUUCAUUAAAAGAAAAAUUGAGUCAUAUUAAAACUUAUAAUGAUCAACCAAGUAUAUUAACAGAAGAUCAACAAAAUGAAUUACAGAUCAGUACAAAUGGUUUACAAAAUAAACUUAAUAAAUUGGAGAAUGAUGUAAAAUUAAAACUUUCUCAUAUUGAUGAUAUUCAAAAGGCUUAUUCAGCGGCACAAAAUUCACUGGAUACUUACAAACAUUCAUGUGAUGAUCUAGAGACUCGUUGGUUAAAUCUACAACAAGUUUUAUCUACUAUCGAAGUAAAAGAUCUCCUCAAAUCAUCAUCUUCAUCACCAAUAUCAUCAUCUCCACCAUCUUCACCAUCCAUUACAAAACCAUCAAAUCAAAUCAAACAAAUACGUGGUCAAAUGAUUGAAUUACAAAGUGAAUUAUUAGAAUUAACUAAUCAUUCACCAAAAUAUUUCGAUUCAAAGGAUCAUUCAUCUAAUAUCAGUUUAGUUCAUCAAUUAAAUCAAUUAGAAUUAUUAAUUCAAUCAUAUGGUGAUAAAAAAUCACAACAAUCAAUGCAAAAACUUUUUGAUGAAUUACAAUUAACAACGAAACGAUUAGAAACUAUUGAACAAGCAUUAGAAAUGAAUUUUGAAAUGUUUCAAGUGAAAGAUAUGGAUCCAUUUUCAAUACAUUUUAUUAAAAAAUUAAAUUAUAUUUAUAUGGAAUUACAAAAUAUUCAAUACAAUAUUAAUGAAAAUAAAAAAAUAAUUCAUUUAAAUUCAGAGACAACACAACAUAGAAUUGAAUAUUUUCAAGAAUUGUUAAAACAGCUUAAUGACUGCAAGCAAAAUGUGAAUGAUGGACGUUCUGAAUUAGCUGAUAAAAUGGUAUCAUUGCCAGAUGAAAGGAAACUUAGUCCAAUUUACUCAAAUUUCUUAACAACCCUGAAUCAAUAUGACACGCAGUGUAAUAAUAUGUCAAAACAAAUAGAUCAUAUUAUUAGCGCAUUAAAUAAUCGCGUUAAACAAACAGAACAAAUGGCAACACUUCGUCAAAAUAUUAAUAGUUCAUUGAAAAAAGUUAGAGAAUCUCGUCAACUACCUUUAAAUGAACAAUAUCUUCAAAACGAAUUAGAUGUAUUAGAUUCGAAUAUGAAAUCGUUGAAAGAACUAAGUGAAGAGCUGUGUAAAUCACCAAAUGAUUCAUCUGACAAACAGAUUAGUUCACAUCAAUUAGAAUAUGAAAUAAAAACAUUAGAGAAUGUAAUACAUGAAGAAUUAGCCAAUUCAAAAUCUGUUAUAUCACCUGAAAAACAAGCUGAACGACUGAUAUCACAUUUACGUGAUACUCUAGUUGAGGUUCAACAUGAUCUUCAUAUACUUUCAAAUCAAUUAUCAUCAUCAUCUAAUCAAGAAAUGAUUACAUCAAUAAUCGAUGAUUAUCAUACAUUAAAUAGUCGUAUAUUAGCAAGAUUAGAUCAUUUUGAACAAUUAGAUCAAUUAAUUCAAUCUAUACAAAAUAAAUUAAUUCAUAAUAGAUUAAAUAAUGAAAAACAAUUAAUUAAAAAUGAUUAUAAUUAUGUUUAUAAAGAAAUACAAUUUAAUUUAAAUAAAUUUCAUUUAUUUAAUGAAAAUGAAAAAUUAUUUAAUGAAAAAAUAUAUCAAAUAUUAAAUUGGUUAAAACAAAAACAAAUUUGUUUAAAUGAAUCAAUACAAAUAACGAAUACAACAAUAGGUAAUACAACAAUUUUAAUUGAUUUAAAUGAAAAAUUAAAACAAUUAAAAAGUUUAUCAGAAGACAUUGAAAAUUAUCACACAACUAUUGAAGAGAUUAAAUUAAGCGGUGAACACUUAUGUGAAUCAGGUAGAUUUCUUGUAAAUGAAGAUUCUAUACAAAAUCGAUUAGUAAAUCUAAGUGAUAUUUAUGAAGAACUUCAAUCAGAUACAAAACGAAAAUUGUUUAUUUUAGAAUCUGCUUUGCCUGUAGCGCAAUCUUUAACAUCCUCUGUGAAUACGCUUAGUUCACGUUUGCUUAAUGUUGAAUCACGGCUUAAUGGAUUACUAGAAAACAAUACAAAAGACGUCUCUUCAGCCCAAUUAGAAAAGUCAUUGAUAGAUCAAUUAGAAUAUGAAAUGAUCAAUGGACUAGAACCACAAUAUCAACAAGUUCAUAGUCUUUGGAAUCAAUUAAAACAAAUAUGUAAACCUAUUGAUCUGUUUAUUAAUCCUUCAACAUUGACAACAACACAAUUCCCUAAUCAUUCAGAUGCUAGACUUGGACAUGUAGAACAAAUCGAUAAUGAAUUAAGACGAUAUGAUGAAUUCAAUGAAAAGCUUACCGAUUUAGCUAAAAUUGUUGGUAGUAAUCGUCAAAAAGCUAAACAAUUAAUGCAUAAAUUAGAAAUCAAAUCACAAUGGUUAGAUUUAGCGUUGAAACGUUUUGAUCCGAAAAUAUCCACUGCACCAUCAUUAGAUUGGGAUAAUUAUUCUGAUGAAAAUCAUUUUAUAAUUAAUGAAUCAUUGGAAAAAAUGCCAACUAUACAUUCACUUGGUACUGAAUUUCCUUAUUUAGCUGUUCUACCAUAUCAACCUGUUAUGUUAGAUAAACUACAUGAAAGAAUAGAACAAUUUCAAGGGAAUUGGAAAAAAUAUCAAAUUGAUUUAACUCAAUUAUGCGAUCAAAUUCAUGAUAUAAUACAAUCAUCUGCAUUAUCAACAAGUUCUACUAAUCAGAAUAGUGCUAUAAAAUCAUCAUUAUCAUCAUCGCCUAUAAAAACAAACAAAUCUUUCGUACCAUUUACAACGGAUAAAUUUUAUCAUGAAUUAAGUGAUGCUGUGUCUAGUGUUUCAAAACAAAUGAUAACACUUGAUAAUCGGUUAAGUCAAACAGAAAUUAAAUUUGCUGAAGUUUAUCCAUUAGCUAAAUGUUUUACAACUGAUAUGUAUGAAUUUCAAAACUGGCUUCAACAUAUUGAAGAAGCAAAAAAUGAAAUCGCUGACAAUUUAUCAGAUUCCAGUGUUACAGUUGAUGAUUUAGGAGGUAAUCGUAAACGAAUUGAAAUGAUUAAGAAUUUAGAUGACGAGAUUGAACGUCAAAAAUCUGUAUUGGAUAGAAUUUUAAGAACAAGUGGACCAUUAUUAUCUUUAAUUGCUCCAAAUGAAGCUAAUACUGUUCGUUUACAAGUUAAACAAAUCUGUGAUCAUUAUGCUAAUUUACGUAAAUUGAUUAAAACUCGUGCAAUCAAGGCAGAAGCCAAUUUGAAACAAUCAGAUGAGUUUGUCGAGCAAUUAAAUUCAAUGUCAGACCUGUUUUCUGCUAUAUCAGAACAAGCUGUUAGACUAGGUGUUCCUCUGGAAGUAUCUGGUACAACUGUUAAACCGUCCAUAUUAUCUAACGUUCAAAAUGAAAGUUCAAAACAGUUACUUGACCAACAUCAUGCUUUAGAUAUGUUGGGCCGAAUACAUUCAAUGACAAGUGUUCAACCAGAUCAUUUACAAGAACAUAUUAGUGGAACAUCUGCUCUUAUGGAAGCAUUGGAAUGUCGUUUACCGGAAUUGGAAGCACUUACUAUUAGUAUUCGUGCUCAAUUGGAGUCGAAACCAACUGUCAAAGAGUCGACUACCACACGUGAACCAGGAACAGUUGAAUUAAUUGAAUCGGUUGAUUUAGAAGCAGUUUUGAAAAAUGCUGAAAAACUUCAAACAGAUUGGAUACAAUUACAUAACAAAUUAAAUUCACGUGUAAUUACACUACAAUCAGCUUACAAAACAUCAUCAGAACAAUUUUGGCCAAUUAUUUCAGAUCUAAGAAAUAGAUUAGAUAAAAUUAAAGAAUCAUUAAAUAUUAUCGGAUCAGGUUGUAGUUUAAAUGAUCCGUGUAUUCGACGUGAUCCACUUGAUUCAAAUAGUUAUAAAGAACAAUGUAAAGAUUUAUUUGAAUUAAGAGAAGAAUUGAAUGAUAUAAGUCAACAAUUGAAUGAAUCCUAUGAAGCUGGUCAGAAAUUGAUUAAUUUAAUUAAUGGACAAAUGACUGACAAUUCAAUACCAUCAUCGCUAUCACAAACAUCACUAAUGCCAACAAUAAUGACUGAUAGCUUUAGUUUAAGACGAGAUGAAGAACAAGCUAUACGUAAUGAAGUUGAUUAUGCUUUGCAUGGCUUAAAAGUAUCACAGGAACAUCUUGUUGAUAAAUGUGAAUGUUUAAUUAAACAACUCAAUGAACGUGAAUUAUGUGCCUCACAGUUUAAGUCUGAUUUAAUAAAUUUAAUAAAAUGGUUGACGGAGCAGGAAAGUGUAUGGGAUAAUUUUCAGCCUAUAUCAAAUAAUGUUGAUAUUGUUACGAAACAAUUAGAUGAAAUUGUUCAAUGGAAUGAUAAUUUAAUGAAUAAACAUUCCGAAGUUGAAGCAUUAAAUUGGUUAGCUGGAAAAUUGAUGUCUAAUACAGAUAAUGAACGUUUUACUUUGGAUGAUACAAGCGAUGACGGAACAUUUCCAGUACAAAAUACUACAUCAUUACAAUCUGAUCUAACUGUAGCUAAUCGACGAUGGGACAAUUUAUUAGAUUCCGGCAAUAGUAGACGUCAUCGUUUACAAACUGUUCUACUUGGUUUAGGUGAAUUUGAAAGUGCUAUUGAUGGAUUAAUUAAAUGGAUUGAUCAAAUGCAAACAGCUGUAGAUCAAAUACCUAUACGUCGGGCAAAUAUUCGAGGAUUAGAAGCUGAUUUAGCACGCAUUAAAGUAAUUCAUCACAAUAUUAACAGUCAUCAAUUAUCUGUUGUAAGAAUAGAAGAACAAGCAAGGAAAUUAGAACGUGCUGAUUGCAACAAAAUCGAUAAACCCUCUGGAGUAGAUACUGAUAAAGAUGUCAAAAGAAAAUCACAGACUUCAGAUUUUAAAACAUCAGAUAUCCGAGAUAAAAUUAUUCAAAUGAAUAAAGCAUGGGAACAUUUGAAACUGAGUGUACGCAAUAAACAAGCAGCAUUAGAAGAAGCAUUGAGUGAGACCUUUAAUUUUCAUGGUCAACUGGAUCAACUUAUACGUCGCACUCGACAGUUAAAAAGUCGAAUGCCCCCACCAGGUGCACGCAUUAUGGGUGGUUUACCAGAUAGUGCACGUGAACAGCUACGUCGCUUCAUGGAAGUUUAUGAUGAACUUGUAAAAAUUGGAUCAGAGCUUGAUGAACUGCGUCGAAAUUCAGCUGCAUUGUUAGUUAAUCAGUCAGCAGCAGAGUCAUGUAAUCAAUUAACUACUAAUCUUGAACGUUUCUCUGACCAUUAUGCUCAGUUGUUAAAACAUGCUCAAGAUAUUCGUGACCGUAUGGAAUUAGGUUUAAAACAAGUCGAAGAGUUACAUGAUCAUUUAUCACAAAUGAUGCAAUGGCUUACACAAAUGGAACGUACUAUACUACAACAGAAACCAGUCAGUCGUAUCGUAGCUCGCCUAUUUCAAUUAAUACGUGAUCACACUGAAUUACGUAAAGAAAUUACUGGACAUCGUGAUGCUUUAAUUAAUUUAGAUCGUUUAGCAAGUCAAAUACAAUGUCAAUCACAAAAACAAGAUGUAAUAUUGGUAAAAAAUCUUUUAUCUAGUAUUCAUACUAGAUGGGAGCAAUUAGUUUCACGUAGUGCAGAACGUACACGUCAACUUAACACUGGUCUGAAGGAGGCCAGUAACUUUCUGGAUAACUGGACAUCGUUAACAGAUUGGUUAAAGGAAAACUUAGCUUCAUUGGAGGAAGAUGGUGAUCGUGUCGCUACAAGACCUGAGAAAGUCGCUUAUCAAUUAGCAUUACAUCGUGAAUUACAGCGAGCAUUAAGCACACGUACUGUGGCUUAUGAUGGAGUGCGUCGUUACGCUAGACAACUACGUGAUAGAGCACCAGUAUGUGAUCAUGAUGAAUUAGAUGAUAUGGUCAGUGAAUUAAAGCAUUUAUGGCAAGCAGUGUGUACGAAAGCCUUAGCGAGACAACGCACUUUAGAACAAGCUCUCUUGGCAGCUGGUCUUUAUAAAGAAGCAUUGGAAGCUUUACUUGAUUGGUUGAAUAAGAUUGAACCACAAUUAGCUGAACAACAAACUGGAAACUAUGGUGAUGUGGAUAUUGUUGAGCAAUUGUUAGAAUCUCAUAAUCGUUUCAAAGCUGAGCUGGAACAACGUGCCACAUCUGUGAAAUUAAUACAUCAAGCUGCCAGUGAUUUAAUGAAUAAAGCUUCAUCUACUACUGACUCUGGAGCUGGUUCAUCAGCUAGCAAUCAAGCUGAUGUGUUUGCUAUGCAAGCUCAAUUAAAUCAUUUAUCUAAAAUAUGGGAUCGUGUACAGAAUUUAACUCAACGUCGAAGUGAACGAUUGGAUCAUGCAUUAAAAAUGGCGCAGCAAUUUCAGGAUACAUGUCGAAGUUUAAUGGAUUAUUUUGCUGGCGCAGAACGUGUUAUUCAUCGUUUGGCUGCUUUACCCACCUUUGAUGAUGAUGGCGAACUGGAAAUUGAAAUUGCUGGCACUAACAAUCCACCAACUAAUUUAACAGAUGCAAUUACAGCUCAUCGACAAACACAUUCUAAUUUAAUGAAUCAAGCUGAUCGAGUUGAAGCUGCUUUACAAUUAGGAAAUAAACUUUUAUCUCAAGCUCAUCCAGCAGCUGUGAAACGUUUACGUCAAUGGGUUAAUACUAUUCGUACACGAUGGGAGGAGUUAACUUCAUGGUCUGAACAACGUGGAGAUCGUUUGCGAGAAGCUUUAGAAGAACAGAAUAAACGUAAACUUCAACGUGAAGAACUCAUGCACUGGAUACAUGUAAAAACGAGUGAACUAAAAAGUAUUCCAACAUCAAUACCGAUAUCAUCAUUGUCAUCUUCAUCGACUAAUUUACAAUCAGCUAAGAGUAAACUAGACUCAAAUGAUUCAAAAUCAAUAGACUCCAAAGACUUAUUUUCCAUAACUCAAGAACGUAUUGCUAUAUCAACUAUUACUUCUUUAGUUCGCCAACCUAACGUUGUUGUCAAUAGUAAUAGUAGUAUAAAUAGUAAAGAUUUAAAACAACCUGAAAUUCUUACUGAUUUUACAACAGUUUUAAAUGAAAUAACCGAUUCAAAAAUCAUUGAACAAUUACUCAAUCUACAUAGUCAUUUAGAAGAAGAAGUGAAACAAAAACAACCUAUUUAUGAAAAUAUUAUAAAACAUGCUAAACGACGUACACCAGUUAAAUCAUCUCAUAAUAUUAAUAAUAAUAAUCGCCGAAGUCGUUUACCAAUACGACCCAGUGGUAAUCUAUUCAACCGUUCUAUUAAUACACCAAAUCAACAACAUAAUCCAUCUAUAUCAGUUUUCACUUCACCGAAUAUUAAUCAAUUAUAUUUAAAUUGGAGAGAAUUAUGGAUUGCAAUGUUAACACGUAAAUCCCAAUUAAAUGAACGUUUAGCUUAUUUAAAUGAAGUGGAAAAAAUGAAAGAUUUUCAUUUUGAAUCAUGGCGUCAACGUUAUGUUUCAUGGUUAAGUACAAAUAAAGCACGUGUUAUUGAUUUAUUUCAUCGUAAAGAUCGUGAUCGAGAUGGUCGACUUACAAGAGCUGAAUUUAUUGAUGGUAUAAUAGAAAUGAAAUUCCAAACAAGUCGUGUUGAAAUGGAAACAGUUGCAGAUAUAUUCGAUGCUAAUGGAGAUGGAUAUAUUGAUUAUCGUGAAUGUUUAAAUGCACUAAGAGCUAAUUAUAGUAAUUUGGAUAGAACAUCAUCAUCGAAUACUAAUGGUGGUAGUUCAUUAAGUUUAAAUCGUUUCGGUCCAUCGGAUGAAGAAACCAUUAAUGAUGAAUUAAAACGUCAAGUUGGAUUGUGUACAUGUCAUAACACAUAUAAAAUUAAGAAAAUGGCAACAAAUAAAUAUCGGUUCGGUGACUCACAAAAAUUAUGUCUAGUUCGCAUCCUUCGUAGUGCUGUAAUGGUUCGUGUAGGUGGUGGUUGGGUGACACUGGACGAAUUUUUAGUUAAAAAUGAUCCAUGUCGAGCUCCUCAAUGGAAACCGAUUGGUGAUUUUAAUGAAGAUUUACACAGUUCAUCUGAUUGUGCAAUCGCACCAAUCACACCUAUAUUGGCAACGCUUCAGCGUAAAUCCUCUUCCUUCGCCCAUCGUCUACGAUCAUCACCAACAUCACAAUAUAGUACAACGUCAGCCAGUUCAUAUGCAUCAUUACCUACAUCAAAUCAUGAUUUGAAUGUAGUUAAAAAUAACGAUGAAAAUGAUAAUACUAUCACUGAUAACACUAAUGCUAAUAGUAAUAAUAUUAAGUAUCGUCAUGAUCGACAGGCGAUAAUACCAUCUCGUCAUUCUGCUGCUUCAUUAUCUCAACCUCAUAGAAAUAGUAUGCAUGGUGAAACAAUUUAUGAAAAAAGUGUAGAUGAUAAUUUACAUCAAAGGCGUGCUUCAGCAAUUUGUAUACCUUCCAUAAGUAACACAACACCAACAUUUUCCAAAGAAUUCAAUAACAAACAAUCUGGUGUCAUUCAAUCUGAACAUUUACCUCAAAUAAGUAAAACAAUGUCUAAAUCUCAACUUUCUACAUCCUCACCUAGAAAUGAUUCAUUACCAACUGAUUCUAAUUUAAUUCAAUCCAAUACGAAAACAAAUAAAGAUUCUGUAACUAUGCCCGGUUCAACUUGUAAUAAUUCACGUAUAGAUAUGUUAUCAAAAUCUAAAAUUCCUUUAUUACAAUCUAAUCUAAACACUGACAAUUCAAACUAUCAACAAUCGACAGAAUUAAUAGACGUUACCGCGGAUGCUGACACCACAAAUGAUAAUAAUGAUAAUAAUAAUAGAUCUAUGUGAAAAACUGUUUAUUAGUUGUUUAUUUUAAUUCAACUAAAUGUGUAUAUCAAAAUUCACCUAAACCACUUAAAAAUGGUUACUUUCGUUAAUUUAUUUUCGAAUUUGUUUUCUUUUAUUUCAUCACAUUAUCAUUUAUUUUAUUGGAAGUAGAGUUUAUUAUUUAUUGUGUGCUGUAUUAUUCUUUUUUUUCUUUUUUCUUCCUCCUUUUUUAUUUAUUUUGCUUUACACAUCACAGAUUUGAAGAUAAGAUCUACUUACUUAUUGUAUAAAUAAAUAAGAAUAUUAGAUAUGUGCACUUGAAAAAUUGCCUUUAUGCAACAAACGCCCUUUUUUUCUUCAUAUAAUUUUAUUAAAUAUCUAAAAGUUCACUUCAAUUUCUUCUUUUACACUCUUUGUUCCGAAUGACGUAGCAACAACAAUAACAACAACAAUUGCAAAAACAUUUACAUAUCGUUUUUAAAAAAAAAGUGUCUACAAAAGUGAUUUCUAGAUUUUAUGUAUUUUAUUAUUGGGAAUGGGUUAAUUAUUUAAUCAAUUGAAUGAAUAGGUCAAAGAGGCGGUAUGCGGUGAAUGGGCAGUGGUUAGAUCAAUCAAACAGCGUUGUUGUCAUAUUUGUCUUUAUCAAUUCUAAUAUUAUAUUAUUUACAUACAGCUGCCAUUAUUUUUGUGCUAAUAACUUUUAUUGUAUCUACUUACGAAUUCAAGUUAAUUCUUGUUAUUUUAUUUGUUCUUAUGAAUAUUUUAUCUUGUGCUCUUUUAUUUAUCUCUUUUUAUUUGUGUGAUGAACUAUUUAGUUAUUCUGUAUUUCUCAUUAUCUUUGUGUUUUCCGAGAUUCCUUCAUACGCUUGUAUCAUUCAAUUUCUGUUGUAAAAAAAAGUUCUCUUAUUGUUAUUAUUCAUUGUCAGCUUAUAUGAAAAUAGAAAUACAUCUAUAUUAAUGAUGUCUAU
Messenger RNA from Schistosoma curassoni, 24344 nucleotides. The record is from the annotation of a GenBank genome assembly. Lineage: Eukaryota; Metazoa; Platyhelminthes; Trematoda; Strigeidida; Schistosomatidae.